This is a messenger RNA of Protopolystoma xenopodis, 630 nucleotides long. Lineage: Eukaryota; Metazoa; Platyhelminthes; Monogenea; Polystomatidea; Polystomatidae. The record is from the annotation of a GenBank genome assembly.
AUGCCUGCACUUGAAAAGGAUGAAAUUGAGUCUCUCUUCAAAUCGCUUGAUAUUGACAAAGAUGGUCGUGUAAGUGUUUCAGAGCUUAGUGCUGUAUUAAAAGGAAAGAGGAAUCAACGAGCUUCUACCACUACGGAUGCUAAGCGCAUAAUCGACGAGCAUUCACAUGGCUCUCAACAGACAUUGAGUUUUGCUGAAUUCGUCAAAUAUAUUCAUGACACCGAGACCCAGCUCAAGUUGGCUUUUAAACAAUUAGAUAGAAAUUCAGACAACAAAGUUGAUGUGGAAGAGGUGCUUUUAGCUAUGAAAGAUCUUGGGGUGAAUAUAAGUCGUUGUGAUGCUGAACAGCUACUUAAGAAAAUGGACAAAGAUGGUUCACUAACAAUCAAUUUCGAAGAGUGGAGGGAUUUUCUAUUAUUCAGUGGAACUUCAGAUAUCAAAACAAUAUUUCAAUAUUGGCGGCAUGCUUCAGCUACUGAUAUUGGUGAAAUAUACUCAAUUCCAGAUGAUUAUACUGAAGAAGAGAAAAGAUCUGGGGAGGCUUGGAAAACAUUGCUAGCCGGAGGUCAGUUUUGGCUAUUAACAUUUAUAUGGCGGAGUUAUUCCAGAAAAAAAUUAUCUUAUUCAUAA